Humulus lupulus (European hop) is the source of this 3187-nucleotide messenger RNA. Its product is annotated as probable LRR receptor-like serine/threonine-protein kinase At1g06840. The record is from RefSeq and is a predicted model, not a curated record. Gene Ontology annotation, molecular function: ATP binding; protein kinase activity; protein binding. The transcript has 20 exons. The coding region runs from base 164 to 2941 and encodes 925 amino acids. Gene Ontology annotation, biological process: protein phosphorylation. NCBI's taxonomy places the organism in Eukaryota, Viridiplantae, Streptophyta, Magnoliopsida, Rosales, Cannabaceae.
AGCGUGUUUUGCUCUCUCUAGUCCCAUUGACUUUGUGUUCGGUCUUUUGGUGUGGUCCUCAGAGUUCCCAGUUCCUGCCGUGCUGGUAAUCCAUCAUAUUUCAUUCUCUCCACCACAAAAAUAUCUCAGCUCCAAACUCUCUAAUUCAUUCAAGGGUACGAAGAUGUGGAAGCUGAGAGUUUUGGCAUGUGUUCUCGCGGUCUCAUAUUCUUACUUCCUUCUUCUUGUUGUGGCACAUGUUACGGAUCCCUCGGAAGUGAAAGCUUUGAAGGGUGUGAAGAGCAGAUUAAUUGAUCCAAUGAACAAUCUGAGAAACUGGAACAAGGGGGAUCCUUGUGUAUCUAAUUGGACUAAAGUUAUUUGUUCAAACCAAACUGGGACUGAUGGAUACUUGCAUGUUACAGAACUCCAACUGAUGGGAAUGAAUCUCUCAGGAAUUUUAGCGCCUGAACUGGGACAACUAACUCAUCUUUGGAUAUUAGAUUUCAUGUGGAAUGAAAUAACGGGCACAAUUCCCAAGGAGAUCGGGAACAUUCAAAACCUGACACUCUUACUCUUGAAUGGAAACAAACUUAGAGGGUCUUUUCCUGAUGAGCUUGGAAAUCUAUCAAAAUUAAAUCGACUACAGGUUGACCAGAACCAAAUGUCAGGUCCAUUGCCAAAAUCAUUUGCAAAUUUGAUUGGUGUUAGACACCUCCACUUGAACAACAAUUCUUUCAGUGGUCAAAUUCCUUCUGAGCUUUCCAAGUUACCCUGUCUUCUUCACUUGCUUUUGGAUAGUAACAACUUUUCUGGGAGGCUUCCACCAGAACUCUCAAACAUAACAGACCUGCGCAUACUUCAACUUGACAACAACAAUUUCAGUGAAUCUGAGAUUCCGGCUACCUAUGGCAACCUUUCAAAAUUGGUUAAAAUAAGUCUUAGGAAUUGCGGCUUGCAAGGAGCUGUUCCUGAUCUAAGCAGGAUAGUUAACCUUAGUUAUAUAGACUUGAGCAGGAAUCAUCUAGUUGGAACCAUUCCAUCACAAAAGCUUUCUCAUAAUGUGACAACAAUAGAUCUGUCGUAUAACCGUCUUAAUGGAUCUAUUCCAGGAAGUUUUUGGGAUCUUCCUUCUCUGCAGAAACUCGAUCUGAGGAACAAUUCAUUAUCAGCCAUCUUGGAAGAUAUAGAUCCUCAAAAAAAUGUCACUCUGAGGCUUGGAAACAAUCCCAUAUGCAAGAAUGCAACCAUACAAAACAUAGGCCAGUUUUGUAGAUCUGAUGCUGAACAGAACGAGAUCCCUGAAAAAUCUAAAGAUCCAAAAGAAACAAGAUGUCCUAUUCAAACAUGCCCACUAGAUAAUUCCUAUGAAUUUGUCCCAUCAUCUUUGGAUUGCUAUUGUGCAGCGCCAAUCAGAAUCGAAUAUAGGCUUAAGAGCCCAAGUUUUUCUUAUUUCCGUCCAUACAGUAGUGAAUUUAAGGUGUAUCUCACUAGUUCUCUCAAGUUGAAGUUUUCUCAAUUGUCAAUUGAUUCAUUUUCCUGGGAAGAAGGACCUCGUCUCCGGAUGUAUUUGAAGCUUUUCCCUUUGUACAAUGAUUCUCACUCAUACACAUUUAACGAAAGUGAGCUUCAGCGAAUUAGAGAACAAUUUACAGAAUGGCAUUUUCCUCGCACUGACUUUUUUGGACCAUAUGAGCUUCUCAACUUCACUCUCCUGGGACCUUAUAAAGAUGUGAUGUUUACAAGCACACAUAGUACUGUAAUUAGUAAAGGCAUUUUGGUAGCGAUUAUACUUGGGGCCAUUGCUUGUAUUGUUACCAUUGCAGCAUUAGUCUCAUUUUUCACCGUGAGGUAUGCCAAAUACCAUCGAGCACCAUCAAGAAGGCGUUCAUCCUCGAUGGCUUCCAUGAAGAUUGAUGGUGUGAAGGCAUUCACUUUUAAGGAAAUGGCAUCAGCUACCGGGAAUUUUACUUUCUCAACUCAAGUUGGUCGAGGAGGUUAUGGAAAGGUUUUUAAAGGAAUUUUAGCAGACAACACAAUUGUGGCCAUAAAACGUGCAGAAGAAGGAUCAUUGCAGGGCCAGAAAGAAUUUUUGACAGAGAUAGAACUGUUAUCAAGGUUACAUCACCGGAACCUGGUCUCAUUACUUGGGUAUUGUGAUGAAGAAGAUGAGCAGAUGCUAGUUUAUGAGUUCAUGCCUAAUGGAACACUGAGGGACUGGCUUUCUGCUAAGGCAAAGGGAACCUUAAAUUUCAGUAUGAGAUUGCGCGUUGCAAUGGGUUCAGCUAAAGGAAUUCUUUAUCUACAUACUGAAGCAGACCCUCCUAUAUUCCACCGGGAUAUAAAAGCCAGCAACAUACUUCUGGAUUCUAACUUCACUGCUAAAGUAGCUGAUUUUGGAUUGUCGCGACUUGCACCAACGCUUGAUUCUGAAGGGACAGUGCCUGAAUAUGUAUCUACAGUUGUGAAGGGAACACCAGGCUACCUGGAUCCAGAAUAUUUUUUGACUCAUAAGUUGACAGACAAAAGUGAUGUCUACAGUCUAGGAGUUGUAUUUCUUGAGCUCUUGACAGGCAUGCAUCCAAUUUCUCAUGGAAAAAACAUUGUCCGCGAGGUGUUGACGGCACAUCAAUCUGGGACGAUGUUCUCUGUUAUAGACUCCAACAUGGGCUCCUAUUCAUCUGCAUGUAUUGAAAAGUUUGCAGCUUUGGCUCUUAGUUGUUGCCAUGACCAGACAGAGAAGAGGCCGUCAAUGUUGGAGGUGGUGAGGGAGCUAGAAGACAUACUUCAGAUGAUGCCAGAAUCAGACACAACUGUUUCAGAAUCAACUUCCAGUUCCACCUAUGCUGCCUCUUUGGCAACGCCAUCUUCAUCCUUCGUUACAAGGAACUCAUUUGCUUCCACAUCUAUAUCAGGAAGUGAUCUUGUUAGUGGUGUCAUUCCUACCAUCUCGCCUCGCUGAGACCAAAUGUUAUGUUUUUUUUUUUCGGUUGUAGUUUAGGUUGGAGGGAUAAGGAUACAUGUAGAAUGUUGUCUGUUAUUUUAGAAAGAAAUUCAGUGACCAAACGGUAGUUUCUUUACAGUUGUCAAACCACAUAGAACCUCUAACUCAAAUUCUGCUUUGGCUCAUGGUGUAAAGAAACGAGAUACUAUUACAUGGAAAAUGCAUUGCACUCUAUAAGAUAAAAGAAUUGAUAUGGAUGGAAAA